Uranotaenia lowii is the source of this 3338-nucleotide messenger RNA. RefSeq names its product mitochondrial proton/calcium exchanger protein (gene Letm1). NCBI's taxonomy places the organism in Eukaryota, Metazoa, Arthropoda, Insecta, Diptera, Culicidae. Gene Ontology annotation, cellular component: mitochondrial inner membrane. The coding region runs from base 390 to 2942 and encodes 850 amino acids. The transcript is spliced from 6 exons. The record is from RefSeq and is a predicted model, not a curated record. Gene Ontology annotation, biological process: intracellular monoatomic cation homeostasis. Gene Ontology annotation, molecular function: ribosome binding; calcium ion binding.
AUCAUUUUUUUACAAAUCGUCGCGAUGAUACAUCAUCGUCUCCGUUCGCUAUCGUGAAAAUCGGCUGCUCUUGGAAAUGGAAAAUUGUUCCCGUUCGGUGAAAAUUCUACUAAAUUUACACACCACCUGCAACUACCGCGAUAACGUUGAACCGGAAGUGAAGUUCUAGUGUUAUUGGAAGGCAAAGGAGAGGCAUUUAGUAGUGCACUAUCCAAGUGGUGAGGUAACUAGUGCAAGUUUACGGCAAACCCGAAAGGAUAAGUACCAGCUGAGAUUUUCUCGGGCGGAAGCAAACGAAAAAAAAAACAAGUGCAUUUUGUUGGUGUUGAAUGAGAAUCAAGGGCUGUGAUUUUUCUGCCGUACGCAACGAAAAAGCUUAGGUGGUCGUCAUGAACGGGUUUCUUCGGGCCAGGACGCAUGUUGUGGGAGGAUUCAGCAAGCAGUAUUGUGCAGAGGCCAAUGUACGAAAUCGGUAUGUCAGCUAUCGGGCGAAAAGGACUGGCUACUACCAGCAGCACUACUGCACGUAUCCGAUGAACAGUCGGAGUGUUGUUCUGGCAGUUUCUCCCUCAAACACAUCGCUGCUGGACGCGUUAGGCUAUAGUUUGAGCAAUCAUGGUGCUAUUAGGCAUAUAUCCACUAGUGUGGUGUACUACGAUCAGCCAUCAUCCAAAGUCGAAGUCACUGUACAAACCAUAAAACAAACGAAGAAGGAACAAGAACAGCAACAGCAAGUUGUCGAAAGCAGCGCAGCAGGACCUGCGGUCUCUGAGACAGCUAAGGUUAGCCCGGCCCAACCUACUCCGGAAGCUGUGGUUCCCCCGCAAACUCAGGUUGUAGCUGCACCGGCGAAAAAGACUCUUCAACAACGGAUAUGGGCUGAACUGGUCCAUUACUAUCACGGGUUUCGGUUACUCUUCAUCGACAUCAACAUUAGCCGGAAGUUAUUGUGGAGUGUACUCAAUGGAAAAACCCUAACCCGUCGAGAACACAGGCUACUCGUGCGCACAACUUCGGAUCUGUUCCGACUGGUACCUUUUUCAGUUUUCAUUAUCGUGCCGUUUAUGGAGUUGUUGUUACCUCUAGCUAUAAAGCUCUUCCCGGGGAUGCUUCCGUCGACAUUCCAGACGGCUACCGAACGGGAGGAUAAAAUCAAACAAAACCUGAAAGUCAAACUUGAGAUGGCUAAAUUCUUGCAAAAAACCUUGGACGACAUGUCAGUUCAAAGCAAAGAACAUCGUUCACAGGCCGCCAAAGAUUUCAGUCAGUUUUUUAACAAAGUGCGCAAUUCUGAAUACGGUGUAACCAAUGAAGAUAUCCUGAAGUAUUCAAAACUGUUCCAGGAUGAAAUAACUCUAGAUUCGCUUUCGCGGCCACAGCUACAGGCGCUUUGUAGAGUGCUGGAAAUAUCACCCAUUGGAACCUCCCAGCUACUACGUUUCCAGUUGCGAAUGAAAUUGCGUAGUUUGAUUGCAGAUGACCGAACUAUCCAAAAAGAAGGUAUCGAAUCGUUGAAUCUAUCUGAGUUGCAAUCGGCUUGUCGGACACGUGGAAUGCGAGCUUACGGUACUACCGAAGAACGUCUCCAAACACAACUCCGGGAAUGGAUCAACUUAAGCUUGAAUGAAAAGGUUCCACCUUCACUACUGCUACUGUCCCGAGCGCUAAUGUUGCCAGAACAUGUGACAACCAGCGAUAAACUGAAAGCAACCAUUUCUACCCUUCCCGAUUCCAUCGCUACGGUCACUAAGGCGGCAAUCGGUGAGCGUGAAGGCAGAAUCGAUAACAAAACCAAGAUCGAAGUUAUCAAAGAAGAACAGAGAAAGAUCAAAGAAGAGAAAGAUGAACUGGAAGAGGAAAAAGAGAAGCAAAAAGAAAAAUCUGAAAUCCUUCUCGAUGAGGCACCUAUCGUUACCGAUGAGAAAGUCAUACACCUCGAAGAACCUGCCAUUCGCGUUAAAACAGCUGCUGACCCACCUGUUGUUCUUGCUUCAGAAGAAAUUUCUAGCAAAGACAUUGAAGCUAUCGGCGAUGCCUUGGGCACCCUGAGCAAAGAUAAGAAAACUCUACUUGUUGAGAAAGAGGAAAUUAAGGAUCUGAAGGAAGAAAUAGCUGACUAUCAGGAAGAUGUACAAGAAUUACAGGAAGUUGUCACUGCUGCGCCUGAAGAGGCCAAGGUGAAGGAAUCGGUUGCGGCCAAGCUACUCUUCAAGAAGGUCAACUCGAUGAUCAACAAGAUGGACACGGUUCUUUCCGAUUUGGAGAAGAAGGAAAAAAUCCUUAAGGAACAAAUUUCCGUCGCCGAGGACAGUAAGAGUACCAAAAUUGAAACAGCCAGCGAUGAAUUGGUGCACAUCGAUGAACUGAUUGCAGCUAUCAAAAAGAUUCAACAGGUACCGGACGACUCACGACUGGAGCAAAUCACGAAAAUCUUGGGUAAAAUCGAUGACGAUCACGACGGUCAUAUUAAAGUGGAAGAUGUCAUGAAGGUGCUUGAACUUAUCGGCAAGGAUAAUGUCCAUCUGAAUUCCAAACAAAUGGACGAGCUUAUCGACUUGCUGUACAAAGAGGAAGUACUGAAUGCGGAGGACAAGAUCGAAAAAGCUCUCAUAAAGAGCUUGGAAGCCAAGGAGAAGCAAAAAGAGCAGGAAAGUAAAGAGAAGGAAAAGCUUCUGGAAAUACAGGAUAAAGCCCCGGAAUUGGAUGCCGGAAAACUUCCUACCCAAGACCAGACAUCGACAGGGGAUGAUAAAAAGCUUGACGAACCGAUUCUCAGCGAGUACCUCCUUCAGAAAGCGAACGAAAUAAAAAACGAGCAAAUGCUAUCUAGUAGAAGCAGCCCAAGUGAUCUUGGUUCAAAACCGCCUACGUCCAAUAUUCCUGCUGGCAUCGUACCACCUCCAUCUUCAUCAACCAACACAAGUCCAGAUAAGCGUGCUUGAUAUUCAUCCAAACGGGACUGUGCUGCGGAAUCUUUCCCAAAAAGAUCGUAGGACGAAAUUUGAAGCACUUUUAUAAAUAAUUGUGUGACUUAAUUAUUAUUUACCACGCAUUGGAGAGUAAACGUCAAAUCCAAAGUAUACCCGUUUGUUCUAUGUUUUAUGUUAAAGCCCAUAUGAAUUCAAAUGUAAAUGAUUAUUUAUACUAACGAAAAAUUGGUUUUACAGUGUAUAUAGUACAAUUGAACAGGGUUACAAUUCCCGUUCAGUGUUGAAGCGAUAACAACUGUUUUUAUUUGUUCAUCCUUUCAACGCAACUCAUGAGACGGUAAUCGUAUUAUGAAUAAGAUAUGUUGGACAAUACCAAUAGAAAAAUAAAUUACAUUAUAUAAAAGGAUG